Messenger RNA from Sesamum indicum (sesame), 879 nucleotides. RefSeq lists its product as uncharacterized. Lineage: Eukaryota; Viridiplantae; Streptophyta; Magnoliopsida; Lamiales; Pedaliaceae. The record is from RefSeq and is a predicted model, not a curated record.
AGAGAAAGCAAGAAAGAAGUACAAAGAAAUGGAGAUUCCAAGAUGGUCGUAUUUCUUGUUUUGGGCCACUAUUGGCGUUGUCUUCUCAAGACUAGGGUUUAAUGCUUUAGAUAAAACAGAGCUCUCGAACGCCGUCCCCCCGCCGGUUCUCUCUUUCUUCAAGCACUCUCUUGCUAUCUCUACCGCCUAUUCAUCCAUCCAUGCUUUCCUAUUUUCUCCACCGCGGAAGCCCAUCAACAAAUGGAUCCUGUUAUAUGCUGUCAUAAUCUGGAUCGUUAUCUAUUACCCUGUCUCCACUCAGGAAGGUCCUGACCACAAAACCGCAUUGAUAGCUCACUUGGCUGUCGGAUCAUCAAUGCUAUUAGUCGGCGACAGGAAAAAGUUCCUCCCCUGUGCCGUUUCCAGCAUUGCGCUUCUCAUAUCUGUCCCGUGCUUGGCUAUGUCCGAGAACGAAACCUUUCAUAAACUGAUGCGGUUGGUCGCCAGGGCGAACACCGUUGUGUUGAGUUUGAAGGAGAAGAGCGGGAAAUUGACUGAAUUUGCAGUUGGAAUGGUGGGCACGAUUCUUUUCCAGAACUUCUUCAGGUUAACCUCGUUCAAUCAUGUCGUCGCGUUCCUUUACUUUGCAGUGGGCUGGCUUGCCAAUCUUGCACUGCUUCGGCCCUCUGAUGACCUGGGGAUCUUCAAUUUUUUGCUGAGCAAUGUGGUUGUGGGGUGCACGGUGAGUCAGUUCGGGCUCCGGCCUACAACUUGGCUUGUGUAUGGUGGUUCUAUUCUCCUCUUCGGUUUGCGUCUCAAGAUCCAGGCGCUGACCCUCGUUGAUAAUGGUGAAGAAGAUCAAGUUAUUGUGUUGUAAAGUUGAAGUUUCUAGUUAUGUUC